Molecule: messenger RNA, 1815 nt
Organism: Arctia plantaginis
Lineage: Eukaryota; Metazoa; Arthropoda; Insecta; Lepidoptera; Erebidae
Source: the annotation of a GenBank genome assembly
AUGCCACCUAGUAAUCCUUUGCCACCCAAAGAAAAUGCGCUUUUUAAAAGAAUUUUGCGUUGUUACGAACAUAAACAAUAUAAAAAUGGGCUCAAGUUUGCGAAGCAGAUACUCUCUAAUCCAAAAUUUGCUGAACAUGGAGAAACAUUGGCUAUGAAGGGAUUAACACUCAAUUGUCUUGGUCGUAAGGAAGAAGCUUAUGAAUAUGUACGUAGAGGUCUCCGCAAUGAUCUAAAGUCUCCUGUUUGUUGGCACGUCUAUGGUUUGCUGCAACGGUCAGACAAGAAGUAUGAUGAAGCCAUCAAAUGUUAUCGCAAUGCACUCAAGUGGGAAAAAGAGAACAUUCAGAUUUUGCGUGACUUGUCAUUGUUACAAAUUCAGAUGCGUGAUUUAGAAGGGUAUAAAGAUACUCGUUAUCAGCUAUUCAUGCUGAGGCCCACACAAAGAGCAUCAUGGAUUGGUUUUGCUAUGAGUUACCACCUUCUCGGUGACUAUGAGAUGGCUAAUAGCAUCUUGGAUGCUUUCCGAACUAAUCAGAUGAAGGGACCACAUGAUUAUGAGCAUUCAGAAUUGCUUCUGUACCAAAAUAUGGUGUUAGCAGAAUCAGGACAAUAUGAUAGAGCUCUUCAGCAUUUAAAUAAAUUUUCAAGUCAAAUUCUUGAUAAAUUAUCUAUUAAAGAAACAUCUGGUGAAUACUAUCUGAAAUUGAUGAGGUUUAGAGAUGCAGAAAACGUUUAUGAGGGUUUAUUAAAGAGAAAUCCUGAAAAUGUAAUGUAUUACCAGAAACUUAUGGAAGCUAAACGAUUUAGUAAUCCUGAUCAAAAAGUGGCUUUCUUUGAUGUAUAUAAAAAAGAAUACCCUAAAGCAAUUGCACCUAGGCGCCUGCAAUUGACUGAGGCGCACGCGCAGCCCGUAUUCGAGCGACUAGUGGACGAGUAUCUACGACACGGACUGCAUAAAGGAAUACCGCCACUCUUUGUUGAUCUGAGAUCAUUAUAUUCGGAUCAAAUUAAAGCGGACACAAUAGAAAAAUUAAUACUACAAUAUAUAGAGAAUUUAACGAGUAAGGGAACAUUUAGUGCCGACCCCAACGAAGAAAAACAACCGGCGAGCGCUUUACUAUGGGCGUAUUACUAUGCAGCUCAACACUUCGACUACAAAAAACAAACAGAUGUAGCACUCCGUUAUAUUGAUGCAGCGAUAGAACACACACCUACGCUUAUUGAAUUGUUCAUUGUGAAAGGAAGGAUAUAUAAGCACGCUGGCGAUCCCGUGUCGGCGUAUCAAUGGUUAGAGGAAGCUCAGGCCAUGGACACGGCCGACCGUUACGUGAAUAGCAAGUGCGCACGGUAUAUGCUGCGUGCUGGACACGUGAAGCGUGCCGAGGAGAUGUGCGCCAAGUUCACCAGAGAAGGAGUACCAGCUACAGAAAACCUGAACGAAAUGCAGUGCAUGUGGUUCCAGACAGAAGCUGCGGCUGCCUACCAGCGCUCGCAGCAGUGGGGCGAUGCAUUGAAGAAAGCUCACGAAGUUGACAGGCAUUUCUCAGAGAUAAUGGAGGAUCAGUUCGACUUUCACUCGUACUGCAUGCGCAAGAUGACGCUGCGCUCGUACGUGGGGCUGCUGCGGCUGGAGGACGUGCUGCGCGCGCACCCCUUCUACUUCCGCUGCGCGCGCGUGGCCAUCCGCGUGUACCUGCGCCUCGACGCCUGCCCGCUGCAGGACGCGCCGCAGACCGCCGAGCCCGACACAGGUCAGAGCCUUUGCCUAUCUCUCUUCACACCUCUUACACACCAAUACGACUAUGGUACUUGA